GAGCUUCCUUAUAAAGGUUUAGAGAGAUGUUUUUACAUUCAGUGAUGAAAGCAGUCAUUUUCCACUGCAGUGAGCAGUGCUCCCUGAACCUUAAACUCUGCAGUUUCCUGCCUUUGUACUGCCAAAGGGGGUUGGGAGUAUUAACAGGUCAGGGCUGUGAGUACUGAGUCAAUAGAGGUCUUUAACUCCAUCUGUAAUUUAAUAAUUUUAGAAACAUAACUGCAAAGUAGAAAUGCAUGUCUUCGUAGUAAUUUCUUGACCAGAACAAAUCUGCAAUAUUCACAUAUAGUACAUGAAACCCUUAAGGUAAGUAUUAGUGGAACAGCUUCUGGACUGAGACAGAUUUGAUUAUGUGCAGUAGAAUGGGAACAUAGUCCAGUAUGAAAAUGCAUGGAGUCAAAUGUGAGGAUCUUGUGGUGCAAUUUUCUUUGUGCUAGAAGUCCAGUAAGGGUGUAGUUUCAUGUGACAGCUGAGACAAUUGCCCCUUCUCAGUUUCCAGCUGAGGGUUUAGUGCUGUGUUCUUUGGUUAUGUUUGGUUCUCAUGGUAGCUUGCAUUAUAGAUGGAGUCAGCUUGACAACCCAGUAAAAAGCUCUUCUGUGAUCUAGUUGUUUCUCUGGUUUAGGAAGUUGGAGUGAUUUACUGUGUGGUCAGAGGAGUACAAAAGAACAUAUCAGACUGUUUGUACUGCACCUCAAGAGUUUCAGUUCACUUCUGAGACAACUGACCUGUAACUGCUGUGUUAAGUAACACUGUAUCACCACAACCAAAGUUCGGUGAUUUUUCUUCCUGUGAAUUACCUCUGCUAUGGCAGAAAUAUUUAAGGUGUGUUUUGGUCUGUAGACAACCAGGGAGAAUUGAGUUUUUAUAUUGUCUUGAGGAAAGAGUUGUUUUCUGCUAUGGACAGACAUUUGCUACAGUUUUCAUAAAUACAUUGGGAAGGAUUUGGUUAUGUCUAUAUCAGAAAGAAAAACAAAUUUGUCUUUAAAGUGCAGGAUAUCCUGUCUCUCCAUAUGUUAUUCAUCAGGGUAGAAAGAUCUAAAGUUGGUUUAAGAAAUCCAGGAACACCUUCAUUUUCAAGUGAUUUUGUAGAGAAUUGGUGAUUGACCUCUGUGUUUGGAAGUACCAGUUUGAGGACAUUUGUUUCCAGGCAUUUUGUGGGUUGCAAAACACUCAACUUCUUUUCUAGUGACUGGUGCUCUGUACCUUCCUCUUCCUGCUCCUUUGCUGUCCAUUAGGACCAUACAGAAGACUGGAAAGACAGAGUACUGAUCAUUAUGUUUGGCUUUUUUCUGAAGAAUUUGCAUCUUUUGAGACAGACUAAAUUGAUUUGGCCUAAUUUUUCAAACUCAUGAGAUUCUGGAAUUGCAAAACCCAGGUCCAGAAUCAAUAUAUUUAGAUUACUUAAAUAACAAAACAAUCAGAUAUUUAAAUAGCAAGAUAAUCACCAAGAUUCUGGUUGAUAAAAAUUAGUCACUUUGAUUUGGUGCAAGAUCCAUGGUUUCUCAUCUUAAGUGCAAAGUAAAAUUGACUUAAUCUGCCUAAAUGUGAAUAGGAAAGGUGACCAAAUGGAAGAGGAUGGAGUCUUUUCUUGAAUAUCUAAUAACGGUAUAUAAAAUUGUUUGUGUACGUCUCAGUAUGAAAUGCCUCAUCAUGGUUAACACUACAGAGAUAUAUAUCAGAAUAUACAGAGACAUACAUCAGAAUAAAAAUGAUGGCAUUCUGCUUCUGGUCUGGUACAGAGAAUAAAAAUGAGGAGGAGUCAGCUUUGCUUUGAGAUAAGGAGUCAGUCCUACCUCUGUAUUGACUCUUGUCAUAUACACAUUUACCAUGCUGAAACAUGUCUGUGUUAAUAUAAAAUUUAUGCGUAUGAGGUAUGAGCCCCUUCCAAAAUGGAAAUCUUUGGCAUGGAGAUAAAAAUGGGCAUUAAAAGAUGGUAGAUUGUGAUCUUUAGAGUCUUCUCCAACCUUAAAGAUUCCGUGACUAGAGUCUAGACAGAGACUAGGCUCUUGAUAUGAUGCCAUGACAGAGUUCAACCAUUAACCUAACACUGCCAAGUCUGUCACUAAACCCGUCCCUAAGCACCACAUCUACACAUUUUUCAAGUACCUCCAGGGAUGGAGAUUUUAGGACUUCUCUGGGCGGCCUGUUCCAAUGCUUGACAACUCUUUCAGUGAAGAAAUUCUUCCUAAUAUCCCAUCUAAACUUCUUCUGGUGUGACUUGAGGCCAUUUUGUCUGGUCUUGUUACUUGGGAGAAAAGACUGACUCCCACCUCAGUACAAUGUCCUUUUAGGUAAUUGCAAAGAGAAGUCUCCCUUCAUCCUCCUUUUCUCCAGGCUGAUCAACCCAAGCUCAUUCAAGUUCCCCCCUUGUGCUCCAGACCCUUCACCAGCUCCAUUGCCGUUCUCUGGAUGUACGCCAGCCCUUCAGUGUCCUUCUUGUAGUGCGGGGCCUAAAACUGGGCACAGCUCUUGAGGUGUGGCCUCACCAGUGCCAAGUACAGGGGGACAAUCACUGUCCUGCUCCUGCUGGCCACACUGUUGCUGAUACAGGCCAGGAUGCCAUCGGUCUUCUUGGCCACCUGGGCACUGCUGGCUCAUCUUCAGCAGCUGUUGACCAACCUUCCUAGGUCCUACUCUGCUGGGCAGCUUUCCAGCCCCGCUUCCCCCAGCCUGUAGCGCUGCAUGGGGUUGUUGUGACCCAAGGGCAGGACCUGACACUUCACCUUGUUGAGCUGCACACAGCUGGCCUCAGUCCGUGGAUCCAGCCUACCCUGAUCUCUCUGCAGAGCUUCCCUAUCCUCUGGUGAUCAACACUCCCACACAGCUUGGUGUUGCCUGCACACUUGCUGAGGAUGCACUUGAUCCUUUCACUCAGAUCAUUGAUAAAGAGAUUAAACAGGACUGACCCCAAUGCUGAGCCCAGGAGAUCACCACUGGUGACCAACCAUCAGCUGGAUGUAACUGCAGUCACCACCACUCUCAGAGCCCUGCCAUCCAGCCAGCUUUUACCCAGCAAAGAGUACACCCAUUCACAUUAUGGAAAGUCACCUUGUCCAGGAGGAUGCUGUGCGAAACAGAGUCAAAGACUUUACUGAAGUUCAGGUAGACAGCAUCAAAAGCCUUUCCCUCAUCCACUCAGCAGCUUACCUUGACAUAGGAGAUCAGGUUGGUCAAGCAGGACCUGCCUUUCAGAAACCUCUGCUGGCUGGGCCUGAUCCCCUGCUUGUUCUGUGCGUGUUGUGUAAUGGCACUCAGGAUGAUCUGCUCCAUGACCUUCCCCAUCCCAGAGGUCAGGCUCACUGGCCUGUGGUUCCCCAGAUCCUCCUUUCAACCCUUCAUGUAAAUAGAGUGUAACAUUGGCUAACUUCCAGUCAACUGGGACCCUCCCAGUCAACUGAGAGCCCCUGUCUAGGCUACAUUUCAACUUCGUUUGGGUAACAUGCAACAAAAAGCCUUCCUUUGGAUAAAGGAAUGAAAUGAGAGAGAUACUACUUCAAAAAUACUACUAUUUUUGUAGUAUGAUAUUAACUGAUUCUUGUUGGUUUCUGGUACUAUUUGUAAAAACAAUUUGAGAUUAAAGGACUCGUCAAAAUGGCUUGUCCAACUGUUCUGAUGGCCGCAAAGGACAGUGAAACUUGAGACUUGUUGGUUUUAGUCCAAAAGGUCUCUUGAAACUCAGAAGAAGAAAAAAAAAGACUAUAAGAAAAAAAUGUAAAUGUGCCUAAGUGCUAUUCUAAGACAUUUCAGUAAGGAGAAUAAUGAUUUGUAAUUUGUUCCUUUGAGCUAAGAUAACAUAUUACAUUUCUUAAGUAAAAAAAGUGACUCUUGCCAGUUCUUACUGUAAGAUUUUAGUUUACAUGUGCACAAGAUGUGUUGUUUGCCAUAAACUUAAAAGCGUUUUUUGAUUCAGAGCUUCUCCUCCUGCAGGUUAAUAUAAAUAAUAUAAAAAUGUAACAAUCUUUGUACAUGGUAUUGUCUUGGAAUUGUAUAGCUGGUUCUGUUGUUCUCCCUGGGUCUAAUAUGCAACCACACAGCCUUCUCUGUGUAAAUGUAGUUGCUUUGCCUGCUGUAAGGCUUUAUGGCAUGUUUGGCUUGAGGACAAGCAGACUGAUGACAGCUUUCGAAGAAUGACUAGAUUUCCAGGUCCUUACUAGAGGAAUAACUUCUGGCUCUGUUUCAGUGUCAAAAGAUUGUCCUAGAAUGUGUAGAUGAGUACUUAAAAAUCUGGUGACUAUUGUAGAGAUUGCAAAACGGUUUUUUCCAGUGUAUCUUUUUUGACUAAGUACAGAGCUUCAGAUUCAUGUCAUACAGGAAAGGACGGGAAAAUACUGGAAUAUCUGAAACCAGAUUUGUAGGUACUGUCUUUGUAUUGACAAGGUAAAAAGAAGUUGAAACAAAGUGUUCUGCUCCAUAGAAUUGCUUGCAGGAUUGUUUCUUGCACAAAAAGAUAGCCAGACGUUUACCUUCAGCUAUAUCUAUCUUAAAAAAAAAAACCAAAACCAAACCAAACUCAGAGGCAACAUUUAGGAGAGAGAAAGAGGGCAAAGACACUCUUAAGUGGAAUCUGUACCUUGCCUUCAGCACAAGAUUGCUUGCAAGCAUUAUAUUCUUAUUCUCUUGCAGUAAAGAUUUGAGCAUUGAAGCACAAGUGCGAUAUGCCCUCCUUCUGUGAUAUUUCUGUGUCUCAGGUCUGAAUUCAGUCAGUAAACAAAAAGAAAGGGUGCAAGGGGAAAACUCAAACCUUGCCACCUAAAAUGCAUCCUGUCCCCUGUCCUUCCACAGGGUAGAAAUGUGUGUCCUCUCUUAUACUCAUUUCCUGCUUUGUCUCCUGUGUCAUACAGCUGCCUUCAUUUCCUCUUACUAUUGUUGUGACCAAGCCACUUUUCCUACUUCCUCAAGAAGUUUUUUCUGUCUGCAGUGCCAAAGUGUCUACAGGUCUUUCCGAUCUCUCUUAGGUACUGAACGUUUCCAUAGAUUUUUGUCUCUUGCAAAGUGCAAGCAUUUUUAUGUUCUAGCAAUAUGAUUAUAAAAAUUCAAAAUGCUUCUCAAAAUCAAACUACUGGAAUGUUUGCAUAUGUUUAAAAAUAUAUAAAUUUAAAGUGAUAUUUUCUUUACAUACCUUACUGUAAGGCUUAAGCAGUACCUGAAAUAGACAUUUCACAUCUAUUUGCAAAAAAGCCCAAAACAAAACAAACCAGAAACUAGAGGUAAGGAUAAAGCGCUUUAAUUUUUUUUUAAUUCUUUCUAUUAUUGUUGUCUUUAGUAUACUAGAACGAGGGGAAGAAACCUGUGCAUGUCUGCUUUAAAAGCAAUUGCCCUGGGAUACAUCAAUGCUUUUUCCUACUAUCAAUUAUUAAUUGUAAAAUGUCUUGCAAAGAGGGCUAAGCAUGUGAUGUUUACUCCUUGUCUGUGAUUUCACAAAAUUUAUUUUUCUUGGGAACCUGCAUUAAGGCUUGUUGUUAUCUCUUCUAUAGGUAUUGGUGCUCUAAGGGGUUGUCCUGCAUUAAUUGCUUCAGGUUCAUUAUUUGGUCUUUUAGCAGUUUGUUUGGUUAUAUACUUUGUGUCUGGUACCUUUAAUACAGUGUCUUCUCAGCCAGACUUUAGUUGUCUUCUUUGCAUCACAGUAAGUUUUCCUGUGUACUGUGCUUUAGUUUUAAAUUUGCAAAUAGGAUGUGUAUUCACAACUCCCUCUGCAUUCCCUCAGUCUGAAAAAGACUUGGAAAUCUGCAAAAUAAACAAAAUGUAUCAGGGAAAGACAGAAAUGUAACACAAAUUUCAGAUCACUGUUCUGAAGGUAACAAUUGAGAACUUUAAUUAUAAAAUUAAAGCUAGCAAAAGAAAAUGUAUCAUGAUAUAAGGUAAAGAAAACAAUCCAGAUACCUCUUCUUAUAUUUCUAUGAAGAUGAAUGUAAGUACGUAAUAUAUCAUUGGGGAAUGGGUAUAUGGUGAUAAUUAAACACCAAAGAAAAUAUGAAGUUUCUAGGAAACUGUCUUAAUUUGAAGAUUUUACUUACAUAUAGGCAUAUUUUAUCCUUAUUUCACUGUGCUAAUGUAGUUGUCUACUGUCCUAGUGCUGCACAAGUACUCUCCUUGAAAACAGGAUGAGUGCAUACUGUAUGCCUUUGGAAAAAUCCACAUAUACUCGCUGAAGUUUUUUAUCACUCUGUACAUAGCCAUAUAGCAGACUGAGGUAUUUUAAAUUUUUGGAGGUUUUUUUAUGUAAAAAAGAAAAAUUAAAUAGAUACAAGUUCUGGAAAGAAUAGUUGGAUACACCUCAAGGUAAUGCUGUGAAAGCUAUCAGCUUUCAUAUUCCAUAUUGACAAUAGGGUAAUGAGAAAUUUUAUGGCCAGAGAUGGAUGUUUUAGUUGCUUGUCAGGAGGUAGUCUCAUGGCCAGGCCAGUCCCUUUUUCUCUCUUUGGUAAUGCCUGUGCAAGCCUUUGUAGCAUCAUCACUGAAGCAGCAGACGCAGCUGCAGCGGAUCAAGCGCUGGGUUAGCAGCCUCAUGCUGCUGUGUUAGCUGACAGAUGUGCACUAAGAAAGUAAAACUCAGGGUAGCAUCAUGCAGCUGUUCUGCCCUAGAGAAGCAGAUCAUUGUCUGCAGAGCUGUGGGCUGCUCACAUCGCAGAAUUCCAAUAGCCUCAGCCCCGUCAGGAUAUUCACAGCACAAUCCUGUGUCCACUCACAGGCAAGCAGGUGAAGAGGCAAUGUAUCAGAAAAUGAGAGGAAAAGUUUGUGGGCCACUGGCUUAAACUUUGUGGACUUCAUACAUGUGUUAUAUGAGGGUCCUAAGACUGGUAAUUCAGCUUCUUCUAAGUUCUCAUUAGACGUGCUGUCAGUAGCAGUUACUGGCAGAGCAGGACUUAGUUGCAGUUUGGGGUGGGGUUUUUUUUGACUUCUCAGAUUUGAACAGAUGUUGUAACCUGUUUCCUGGUAGAUAAGCUCUCAUAUUGCAGAGCUGCUGUCUGCCAUUUGGUGUAAGUUGUCCUCGGGAGUGAGCCAGAUAUUGAGUAUAUCACAGAUUGAAUUUGUUCAUCAGUCGUAUGGUGGCAUAGUGAAAACAAUUGCAAGGCAUUAUAAAAAGAAGUGAAAGUGUAUAUAUUGUUUGCUGUCUGUGCUGUCACAUUUCCUGAAGUCCAGAGGUGUGGGGUUUGGGUUUUUGGGUUGUGUAGUUUGUGGUGUUGGGGGAGCUCUUGGGGAGGAUUUAGUGUUACUUGCUAAAGCAAUUUAAUAUAGUGCAGAUUUUUUUAAUGAGCAUUUACAUCGUAUGUGCGCAGUUCAGUUCUUAAAUAGCUUUAACAGGACAAUUCUUCCUUUUUUACAUAGUGUGGUUUGUUUUGUCCUAACACAAAUACAUAGGCAAAUUCCUGCUCUUUGGUAUGUUCUAGGCCUAUCAUUGCCAUUCACAGAGAUGCUGUGUGAAGUGUAUGUUGUAUAGCAGGAAGAGCAGAUAAUCAUAUGUAUUUGAGGAGGCCCAUAAGCAGGAAGAACAGAUAAUCAUAUGUAUUUGAGGAGGCCCAUAAACAAUUUGAGACAAAAAAUGUACUUGUAUGUGUUUCUUGUCUGCCUUUUUAUAAGCUUCACUAUUUAGAAUUAAUUAGAAUAACAAAUUUCCUCACUUCAGUGCAAAGUUUCAUCUCCUUUUUCAAGAAAAAUAAUUUCCUAACUUUUCAAAGUAAAUUUUAUAUAAUUUACUGCUACAAUUUGUCUUUACUAUCAAAAAAGGUAUGUUUAGCUGCUGUUUCAUUUUUCUCUUUGUACUUAGGCAGAGAAAGCCUCAUCAUGUAAGCCAGAAGGCUGGGUGACUUGCUGUUUCAUCUGCUGGCAGGGAGUUGGGAGUCUUGAGGAUUCUUCAGUCAGAUGAAAGUUCAUAAUUCAUUCCUUCUGAGCUUUCACAGAAUUAAUUGAAGUAGAAGCUACAAGGCUUCAUUCACAAGCCAGAGAAGUCGAUCAGGAAUGUAUCGAUUGUACUUAAAAAUUUUUCCCCAGAAAUAUUUUGGCGGGGGGGAGGAACUUAUGGUAGGAUCUAUUUUUAGAAUUAAAUUUAUUUUCCUGAUUUGUAAAAAUUCAUCUGCAUCUACAUCUCAUUUAUCUGCUCUCAGAUACCUGCAUAAGAGGGAGCACUGCAAAACUUGGGUAAUUCCAAGGUAAAGGCAGUUGUCCUCCCCUCCUAUCCCUUUUCUCCACCUUCUGGGAACUUCUACCAAAGUUCACAUAAAUAAAACGUUUUUCAGUUAAUUUAAUCUGAAUUGUAGGCAGCCCAAAAACUUCAUGUAUUUUGAUGGUAAAUUCAAUAUUCUCAAUGUGUCAGAUUUGUGUACCCACAGUGCGUAACAGUCAAAGAGAUUGGCAGAGGAAGAAACUGCAGUUUUGGCAACUAGGUAAGGGGCUUUUUGUACCCAGUGAGGCAUGGGGAGACAGUUUGGAUUUCAACACAAGCAGAAAACAUUCUGACCACAUGCUUACACGAUCAACAAUGAAACAAAAUAUUGACAAGCAACUACUGUAUUUUGAUGCAGUUAACCUAAGGGCUAUCAGUUUAAAAACAAAACUGCAAUUCAGCAGCACUGUAAGAAUCUGGAUAUGCACAGAUAAUACAAGGGGAAGUUUAUUCUAGGACCUGUCUCCUUCAGAGCUUCACAGUGUCUGAUUUCCCUAUAGCCUACAUCCUUUCCCAUAGCUUGCUCUCACUAUGCCAGUAGUCCCUCAGCUUCAGAUUUGUGUAUGCUGUCUGAGUACAGAGCAUAUAAAAUAAAAGGUGAUAUUAUCUUCAGCUUUCAGAGUUAAUUGCUCAUUAAAACUAGGCUUUCUUAGGAAAGAAAAUAUGAUAGAGGAUUUUCAGUUUUGUGGUGAAUUUCUGGGAUUUUUUUGCCCUACGAUGUAAUGUAAUUCUGUAAACUUAAAAAGCAAAAAACUUGCACCGUUUGUACUCUGCAGUCUCUGAGGAGCACAUAUAAUGACACGUGCUGCAGCAUCAUCUAGGGCAUCAGAAGUGUAAAAGUUGAGAUCUAAUGUGUAGCACGUAGAAGUUUUUUAAUGUUCAUAUUGUCAGAUAAGCACCACAUUUAAAUGUGUAGCUACAGUCCAUGGAGCUUGGAAUUUCAGACAUUGUUUCUGUUAUCCUUUGAAUAGAAACAGUCAAAGAAUGGAUCUGGAAGCCAGCAGGAAUUUGACAUCUGAACAAAAAAUAAGUGUGUUUAGCUCCCUUAUUUUUCUUUCUCAGUAAGAAAAGGUUGGGAUGACUUUGGGUUUUUUUCUAAUUUUAAAGAAACACUUUUUCCUCAUUUAAUUCUUAUUUCUGUGCAGUAGUGAAAUACCAUCUUUUUCCGCUCCUUCUGAUAUUUUCAUGAGUGAAGUCUGUAAGUCUUUUAAUUUUGCUAGCUUGAAGCCUUCAGCUAAGUAACACUAAACCAAACCCGUUUGUACACUGUUUUGUCACUGAAGUUGCCAUCAUCACUCCAGAAGUAUGGCAUCCAGAGGCACUGAGUCUUGGCUAACAUAUCUUCAGGUAUUUAUUCACCAUUCUAGUAUUGAUUCUUCCUUUCCAACAAAUUGUGCCUAUAGCAUUGCACUUUUGCCUUAAUGGAACAAGAUAGGACUUUGAUUUUGGGGAGCAGAGAGAUGGGGGAAAGGGUGGGCAUAGGACCAAAUUGUAAUGGUGUAGUGAUUUUCUUCAGUAAACUAAUCAAUCUCAGUAACAUUUUUAAAACCCAUUUUCUAGAAAAUGUGUUGCCAGCAUUGUCUUUCAUCAAACCUACAGUGAGCAUGGCAGCUGGGGCAUUUUACUGGCUGCUGGAAAAAAGGUAAAGAUGUGUGAAAGGGCAGAAGGAAUGAGUUCUGGUCUUCCUGGAUAGGGCCAAAAUUUACAGUGUUGGUCUGUAGAUUCAUCUCAUCUAGGAAUCACACCUUGUAAUCUGUUGUUCUAAUCAUGUAAAUCUGAAAAGUUUUUCUCUGCAGUCUCAUUUUAGACAAAUGCACGAAAUGGACUCUAGGAUCAAUUUAACAUUUGAAUAUGAUAAGCUUUACUCAACAUGGCAUCUUUCAAGUGGGAAGCCUGUAAUAUGUGUCUAAAGGUAGAUAGAACAAUUUCAUUUACUGAAAGCUGAAAAAUUGACCUGCGCUCCCUAAUGCCUAUUUGCAUGUUCUUAACAGUGGUACUUAGCAGAUAGCUUACACCUUUUUCUUUAAAGGGAAAACUUUCUUGCAUUUAUCACAUAGUAAGAGCGUGCAUGAAGUAGUUACUGUUGAAUAUCUGAUGUGGGAGAAAUGCAUGUCCUCUCUAAUUUUGCAGUGUAUGCAUAUCUCUUUGUAUUACUAGGCCUAGCUGCUUUUAAUUAACCUCACUGCUGGCAAAAAAAUAAGAAAUGUUCUCCUCUUAAUUUUUUUUUCAGAGGUUGGAAACAUUAUUUAUGAAAAAACCAAUUGACAUACUGUAACUAUGCAAGCUUAAAUAAAGCUGUGUAUACUGGCCAGUCAGAAUAACUGCAAGUACAUAUUGCAGCCAUUGACAGAGGAGAAAGAUGUCAUCACAGCUGCUCCAGCAUGCAGUCCUUGAUGCUCUGAGAGGUUAUUUUGUGGUUAUAAUAACCAUAUAUAAGGGUUUCUGGUCUCAUGUUGGACUCCAAUUAACCAUUCCUCUGGAGUGCUCCAGCACGCCCAGCUGCCUCUGCAGCACUCACUCCACUCAGUCAAAUAUUUCUGCAUUUCACAGUGUAUACAGUUUUAUCCACAUUAUCUCCCCAUUAGUUUGGGUAUUGGAGAUUUAACAAGAAGCCUGCAUUGCAUAGAUAAAAGCAUCUCACAAUUCCUUGAUCAACAUGCUAUGUCUGUUUUAAUGAUGGAGCAGCUGAGGUGUUCUGAUCAGUGUUCUGAAAGAUUAUGCAACGGUUUUAAAUAAAUCACAGAGUUUUUUUCCCUUUCUUGGUCAUUUAUAGACUAUGUAUAUCUGGAUUUUUAGACAAAGUAUUGUUUCCAGAAUGAUGUAUGUUUUACUUCUAUAAAAGGAUUCGGUUUUGAUGUUCUGUGGUUGUUAAGGAAUUUUUGAAUAGUCUGAGCUUUGAUUUUUUUGACAGGUUUGGAGAAAAAUUGUAGUUGGCAUUUUGUGCCAUAGAAGUUGAGUGUCAAUAGUAGAGCACAAGGUGAAGAGAGUAAAAUCAGCUAUUAAAAAUGUUUAUGGUGAAGGAAUCUCUUGACUUCACACCUUAGUAUUGCUGUUUUGGAAAGUGCUUGUCUGAACUUCAAGGCCUUGGUCUGCCAUUUUGGGAGACAAGGAGUUAGUUGGGGGUGGAAAGACUGGAGUUUGUAUUCUUUCUGCUCUGUUACCCAUUGCUAUCUUCAUGGAUCUGACACUCUGUUUAUCUGACAGUGCACUCAGUACUGCUUCGCCAGGGAAAAUUGCACAAAACAAGCCUAGUGCAUCAGCAUUUUCAUUGUGUAUUAAGCUGAGCCUCCCUUCACAUGGUCACAUCCCCUUUUUAAUCUGGGAUUCCAUGUCCCUUUCCCAGUCCAGCCUGUUUCUGUGGUGUCUAUUGCUGGUCUCCCUGAGCUUCUGUUUCUGUGGUUUGAGUGUUUUUUGUGUGGCUGAGUGUUAAGACCUGCAGGACUUUUGGAAGUGGUGCUGUGGGGGGUUAGGCAGUACAUUGAUUUAGUGUUAGGAGUUUGUCAGAGACUGAGGUGAUGGCCGCGUUCAAGUUGGAUUUCCUCCCAGAGAUGAUGGUGGACCAUUGUUCCUUGAAUGCAAGCCCUGUUGCAAAGAAAAUGAAUGGCACACUGGAUCACCCAGACCAACCUGAUCUAGAUGCUAUCAAAAUGUUUGUGGGUCAAGUCCCACGGAGCUGGUGUGAGAAGGAUCUAAGAGAACUUUUUGAACAGUAUGGUGCUGUCUAUGAAAUCAAUGUCUUGCGGGACAGGAGCCAAAACCCUCCUCAAAGCAAAGGGUGCUGUUUUGUUACAUUUUAUACCCGUAAAGCUGCACUAGAAGCACAGAAUGCUCUUCACAACAUGAAGAUCCUCCCAGGGAUGCACCAUCCUAUCCAGAUGAAACCAGCUGACAGUGAAAAGAGUAAUGCAGUAGAAGAUAGGAAGUUGUUUAUUGGAAUGAUAUCCAAGAAGUGCAAUGAAAAUGACAUUCGAGUGAUGUUCUCCCCCUUUGGGCAGAUUGAAGAAUGCAGGAUAUUACGGGGCCCGGAUGGCCUGAGCCGAGGUUGUGCAUUUGUGACUUUUACAACAAGAGCCAUGGCACAAACAGCAAUCAAAGCAAUGCACCAAGCACAAACCAUGGAGGGUUGCUCUUCUCCCAUUGUUGUAAAAUUUGCAGACACGCAGAAGGACAAAGAGCAGAAACGAAUUGCUCAGCAACUUCAGCAACAAAUGCAACAGAUCAGUGCUGCCUCAAUAUGGGGAAACCUGGCUGGUCUCAACACACUUGGACCCCAGUACUUAGCACUUUAUUUGCAGCUCCUUCAGCAGACAGCAGCUGCUUCAUCUGGGAACCUGAACACACUGAGCAGCCUCCACCCAAUGGGAGGACUGAACGCGAUGCAGUUACAGAACCUGGCUGCCCUGGCAGCUGCGGCCAGCGCGGCUCAGAACACACCGAGCGGCACGGCUGCGCUCACCUCUUCCAGCAGCCCCCUGAGUGUGCUCACCAGCUCAGCAGGUUCCUCACCUAGUUCCAGUAGCAGCUCCUCUGUUAAUCCAAUGGCUUCUCUUGGAGCUCUGCAGACACUGGCAGGUGCUACAGCAGGCCUCAACGUUAGCUCUUUAGCAGGAAUGGCAGCCUUAAAUGGAGGACUUGGCAGUGGUGGUCUCUCAAAUGGGACAGGUAGCACAAUGGAAGCCCUCACACAGGCUUAUUCUGGAAUCCAGCAAUAUGCUGCUGCUGCACUGCCCACACUCUAUAACCAGAGUCUCUUAACACAGCAGAGUAUUGGUGCAGCAGGAAGUCAAAAAGAAGGUCCAGAGGGAGCCAAUCUGUUUAUCUACCAUCUUCCCCAGGAGUUUGGGGAUCAGGAUCUGCUGCAGAUGUUCAUGCCAUUUGGAAAUGUCGUCUCUGCCAAGGUUUUCAUUGACAAGCAGACCAAUCUAAGCAAGUGUUUUGGUUUUGUAAGUUACGACAAUCCCGUCUCUGCGCAGGCUGCCAUUCAGUCAAUGAACGGCUUCCAGAUCGGCAUGAAGCGGCUGAAAGUACAGCUCAAGCGCUCCAAGAACGACAGCAAGCCAUACUGAGCACCCCUCCCCUCCGGGACUGGAGUGAGAAGGAUCUUCUGAUUCCUGCCGUUUGUUCAUCGUUGUGCCUAAAGCAUGUCGAUGUGGCGUUCAAGUACAUCGUCCAAAUCCUUGUCUCUUCAGCUUCUCUGAUGCUUGAACUCUCACCUUUGACCUUGUGUUGACCUUUGAUGCUGAUGUGUAUUUUUAUUAUGUUUGUUUCUUUUCUUUUUUUUUCUUUUUUUUUUCUUUUUUUUCUUUUUUUUUUUUUUUUUUGUGCUGCCAAAUUGGUUUUGCUAGAAAGACUGCUGAAGGGGAAUAUUUAAACUUGCAUUUGAAUAUAAAAGAAUUUCUAUUUUUCUAGACCUUCGUAAGAUAACCACUUGAUUUUGUGAAUCUGAUUCUUUGUAAUUUGUCUUCAGAGCAGCCUUGCUAGCAUACCUUGUGGAGUAUUUGUAUUUCUGUGAACAUACAGCCAAUCACUUUCUAGGCUUAGUUUUUUCUGUGUGCUUAGUUUUAAAAACACAGUUUGAAGAAAAAGUCAAUUAUAUGGUGUGACUCAAUCUUUCAGGAGACUUCCUAGUCACAUUUUGCUGAUCUGGUUUCUGUGCUUGAGGAGACAGCAUGUGUUUUUAUGAGUUCAAACUUGUGACUUGAAGUGGCAUCAACAGAAAACACUUGAACUACGUUUUCCUCUGAUUGUAGCUACAUUUUUGCCCUGACAUUUACUGAUUUUUUUUUAAUUAUUAUUUUUAUUUUUUCCCCUGCUUCCCUGUGUGAUUAUCAGUCUGCAGUGAAAAUUUGAUCAAAAUUGAUGUUGUAUUUUGUUAAGCUCUGGCAUGCUUGGUUUUUUUGUAACUACAAUCUCCUCAGCAAAAUGUGAUGUUUUUGUUUUAAUCUUUCAAACUAAGAUAGUGCCCAGAAAUGUUGUGCAUGUUUCCUGCUGUUUUCUUCACACCCUCGUAUAUAUCACCUUCACCUCUCUGUUUUCUAUAGUUUGUGCAAAAACUGAGCAAUUUAAUGGGUUUCAAAGGUAUCCUUUAAAUUGGUGGUUUUGGUAUGACAAAUAUCUGAUCAGAAGCCACCUGAGGGCAUCUACCUGUGCACUUAGACUGUCUGCCUGACAGAGCACCUGGACCUUGCUCCAUCUCCAGUGCAGUCAGAAGCUCUGAGGAUGCUUGGUUACGCUGUUCCCCUAGUGGAAGUUUUGGUGGAAGGGGAUAGCUGGGAGCAGGAAGGUGGGGGAACUCACAAUAUUUCUGUUUCCAAAGCUAUCUGAAGCUAGGGCUCAUUUCAAACACUGAGCAUUUUGCACAACUCAGGGCACAUUUCUGUGAAGUCCAGCCCCAGUCUAAUACCAUCAGUCAGAGUUUGGUGGCAGGAUUCUGGAAGGAUCUAGGUUAGCUCAUGAAAUAAAGUGGUUUAAAUUUCCCAGAGAAAGGUUUGUAACACUGGUCCUACAACUGCUGGCUCUUUUCCCAAAUGACAAGCACAAUACAACAGCCUCUGAAGCUGUUACCUGAACAGGGUACCAUCCCCAGCUCUCUUUUCAAGGGCCUUAGCUGGGGAAUCUCUGCGGAGAUUUUUUUAGUUUUUGUUUCGUUUUUAAUUGGGUAAUGAGCUGAGCAGUUCUGAUAGUUUGCAGGAUGAACUAGAACAGGUUACUGCUCUCUGGGUAGCAGGCUUCCCCUGCCCUACGUACCAUCUGCACAGGUAGAAACUGGGAAGUAGCUUCUAGAUGAAGGCACCUGAAGAGUGUGUGCUGUGAUGAAGUUUCAGUCAGAAGCAGCAGCAAGCUAGUGUAGGUAUCUUAACAGUUGAAAUAAUGUGAUAUGGGAUUCCAGGAGAAGGGGUUUUGCUUAGAAAACAAGUAGAGUUUGAUUGGAUAGAAAUCUUCAUUUUGUCCAGUGUUUGGGAUAAUGUAAAGAUGCAAAGAUUGUUUUCUACCCUGCUCCUGAGUUGGUUGAGGAUACUGUAUUCUCACUAGGUGUUGACCAGAGUUGUGUAGACAGUCCUUAAUCUGCUUACAAAAGAGAACAAUUUGAAUAUGAUACAUGUACCUGGGAGUGAAUCGUGAGGCUGAAUGAAAAAGGGUAGAGACUCAUUUAUUUGGGAAGUAGGGUUGGGGGCUGGCUGCUGUUAGUCCCACAGUCUGAAUGCACAGGGCUGUGUGCCAGGGGGCACUGAUGCCCUGCAGUGUGUGGAGGAGCUGCCAGUACGUUUCUGUACUUGUGCGUUUGGUUCCGUAAGGAACCUCGGGGAAACCUGUGGAAAAAUAUCUGAAGAAAACCAAAAUGCCAAAUGUUGGGUGUUUCUUUCCUUUCUUUCCUUUUCUUCCUUUGGUUGUUUUAAUUGUUCUGUGGUGGUUUUAAUGGAUUUGAGACAGUGGAGCAGCAGCUGCCUUUCUGAUUUUUGGCUGCUUUUUGUGAAUAAUUUAAAAAGAAAAUUUACAUUUUGGAGACAAACCUGUGGGCUUUUUUAUUGGUACAAACAUUGUAUUUAACACUAGGGGUUUUGUACAGUUUUUUGCCUUUUCUACUAGAAAACAAUGUAAAGUGAUUCACAAUGUGAUGAGAAAACAAAUUGCCACUAUGACCAAAUGUAGAGUCUGUUCUGCAGUUAACGGGAUUUAAUCAACUCGAAGUCGUGGUUCAGUCGUAGAAAUGCUUUUCUUUACCUUGUUUGAGCUGUUCCUUUUUUUUUCUUGUUUUGAUUUGCAAAACAAAAUGUCUUUUUGUGUGAAAUUGUGUUGUACUCUGUAGAGAAUUACAGAUUUUACUUUAAUGGUUUAAAAAGCAGAGGAGCGCGUGUUGCUUUUCUGAUCUGAUCACAGAGUUUGUGUAGUGGAUUUAAAAAUGAAAAGAUUUGUUACCAGUUUGGAACAAGCGAGUAUGUGUAAAAGGAAUUUUCUUCCUUUUGUGUGUGUGUUUUUUUUCUUUUUGUCCCAAAGGGCAACUUAAAGCUGUUUUAAUUGCACAGACACACCGACAACAAGUCAUUUUGUAUAUGCCAAGUGUGGUACCUUCCUUUGUUUAUUUGCUAUUAAACUGUUUGAGAAGA
This is a messenger RNA of Motacilla alba alba, 16264 nucleotides long. It is a transcript of the gene CELF1, whose product is annotated as CUGBP Elav-like family member 1. The transcript is spliced from 14 exons. The record is from RefSeq and is a predicted model, not a curated record. Gene Ontology annotation, molecular function: mRNA 3'-UTR binding. Gene Ontology annotation, cellular component: ribonucleoprotein complex; nucleus; cytoplasm. Lineage: Eukaryota; Metazoa; Chordata; Aves; Passeriformes; Motacillidae. Gene Ontology annotation, biological process: regulation of alternative mRNA splicing, via spliceosome; mRNA splice site recognition. The coding region runs from base 11675 to 13225 and encodes 516 amino acids.